Megachile rotundata (alfalfa leafcutting bee) is the source of this 3811-nucleotide messenger RNA. RefSeq names its product putative phosphorylase b kinase regulatory subunit beta. Gene Ontology annotation, molecular function: calmodulin binding. The record is from RefSeq and is a predicted model, not a curated record. Gene Ontology annotation, cellular component: phosphorylase kinase complex. Lineage: Eukaryota; Metazoa; Arthropoda; Insecta; Hymenoptera; Megachilidae. Gene Ontology annotation, biological process: glycogen metabolic process.
UGAUUAUAAAAUUACAAAAGUAUAAUUGAAAAACUGGACGUCUUUUAGUCACAUUAAGUAACUCUAAAAUUGGUUAAGAAGAUCACUGUUAAUAGCAGUUUCCUGAUUUCUAUUUAUAAAUCAAAGAUUGUAUGUAGAAUAACUCCCUUAUGUGCUAAUUAUAUAGCUGAUUUAGUUAUAGUUAAGGAAAAUAACGGCUGAAAAGAACAUAUUCAAGGUUAACGCGUACUACCGAAGAAGAUUUUAGUACUUCAGUUGCUAGUUACCUCGGAUGUGUUUACUUUAUGAUUCCUUAAAGAGUUUGACACAAUAAAUAUUUUGUUCCGCUUUAAUGUGGCAAUAUUUUGUUUAAAAAGAAUGAUAUUAAUUUUAAACAAUGAAAUAAUAAUAUUCAUUAAUAUAUGAUUAUGUGCAUUGUAAACUAAUAAAAUUAAUUGAGAAGAAAGUUAGAAUUCCUGGGAAUAAGAUGGCAUCUCUUACAAUGACACCUACAAAAAAAAUCUCUCAAACAAGAAAUGUACGCCAGGGUAGUGUUAUUGAUUUGGACAUUGAUAUGUUUCUUAAAAUAUCAAAUUAUGAGGAUACCGUCAGACAACUUGAUAUUUAUUAUGGAAUUGUUAAGAGACAAUUGCUACGCUACCAAAGUUGCAUAACAGGUCUUUUCCCUCAAAUUUCAAGUGAUAAAGUAGCUGGAAGUGUCAGAGAAAGUAUUUAUUGUGCUGCAGCUAUAUGGAGCUUAUAUCAAGCAUACAGACGUAUAGAUGAUGAUCGUGGAAAAUCAUAUGAACUUGGACAAUCAGCUGUAAAAUGUAUGCGUGGAAUUUUAGAAUGUUGGGUAAAGCAAUCUGCUAGAAUAGAAUUGUUUAAACGCAAUCAGUGCAACCGUUUUGCUUUGCAUUGUAAAUUUCAUUUGAAUACUGGUGAUGAGAUUUUUCAAGAUGCUGACUACAAUCAUUUGCAGAUCGAUAUUGUUUCUCUGUAUUUGAUAUUUUUGGUACAAAUGAUUUCUUCGGGAUUACAAAUUAUCUAUACUCAAGAUGAAGUCGCGUUUAUACAAAAUCUUGUAUAUUAUGUAGAAAGAGCAUAUCGUACACCAGAUUAUGGUAUGUGGGAACGAGGUAGUCGUUAUAACGACGGCACGCCGGAAAUACAUGCAAGUUCAAUUGGUAUAGCUAAAAGUGCUCUAGAAGCUAUUAAUGGAUGUAAUUUAUUUGGAGAAAAAGGAGCUUCUUGGUCAGUAAUAUAUGUUGAUAUUGAUGCACAUAAUCGAAAUCGUAGCAUUUUUGAAACAAUGCUUCCAAGAGAAUCCAGUUCUAAGAGUGUAGAUGUAGCUUUAUUACCAACAAUAUCUUUUCCUGCAUUUGCAACACAUGAGGAAGUAUUAUAUAAUGAAACAAAAGCUAAUAUAGUUCGAAGAUUAAAAGGCAACUAUGGAUUUAAAAGAUUCGGCAGAGAUGGAUAUAAAACAGUCUUGGAGGACAAAAGUCGUCGUUAUUAUAAAUCUGGUGAAAUCAAGGAAUUUGAUAAUAUAGAAUGUGAAUGGCCAUUGUUUUAUAUUUUCAUGAUCAUUGAUGGGGUCUUUAAAACCUUUCCAGAGCAAGUUGAAGAAUAUCAAACUUUGUUGAAAGAAAGGAUGUAUAAAGACAUAAAUGGAGAUCCUGUGAUACCUAUGUGUUACUAUGUACCUGAGGAUAGUUUGGAAGCAGAAAGAAAUGAUCCUGGUACUACCUACCGAUUGCCAAGUAACGAGGGAAGAGGGCAGAAAAGUCCUACAGAUACAGAACCUGCACCUAUGUAUUUAUGGAAUCAAGCUAUGUUUAUAAUUGCACAAUUAUUAACAGCUGGUUUGUUACAUAUUAAUGAAUUAGAUCCAAUCCGACGUUAUCUUCCUUCGUAUAAUAGGCCACGAAAAGCUGGAAGAUAUUCAGCUUUUCAAGCUAAACCCAGUAUUGGUACUCAUACCGAUCUUGUAGUACAAAUCGUUCUUAUUGCUGAGUCUAUGAGAUUGCAAGCUAUGAUGGCAACAUAUGGCAUACAGACACAAACACCACAUGAAGUGGAACCUGUUCAGAUAUUGUCAUCUGCGCAAUUAGUAAAAGUCUAUGAAAAAUUGGGAGUGAAUUCUAAGUUAAAUUUGCAAGGUCGUCCAGCUAGACCAAUUGGAUCUUUGGGUACAAGUAAGGUUUAUAGAGUAUGCGGUAUGACGGUACUCUGUUAUCCCUUGAUAUUUGAAGUAUCAGACUUUUAUUUAUAUAGAGAUAUGGCUCUAUUGAUUGAUGAUAUAAAAACUGAGCUCCAGUUCGUAGGCAAAUAUUGGCGACUUUCCGGCCGACCUACUGUAUGCCUUCUAAUACGAGAAGAACAUAUGAGGGAUCCACAAUUUAAAGAAAUGCUUGAUCUUUUUGCUAUGUUGAAGAAAGGAUAUUGUGAUAAAACAAAAGUACGAAUUGGUAGAUUGCAAAACCUUAUUUCAUCUUCAUGCAUUGAACAUUUGGACUUCGUAAAUACAAUGGAAACAGAUCUUGAGCUCACUCAGUUUAAACAGUUAGAGCAUGAUUAUAUUGGAUAUCAAAGUCUUACAGAUGUACCUAAAGCUUUAACUUAUACUGAAAAUGUAGACAAUUAUUCUCAUUUUAUGAAUGAACCACUAUGUAAUAUAUUAAACGAAAUCCGCAAUACUAAAAAUCUUUAUAGUCUAUGUCAACUUUAUGGUAUUUUGUUGCAACGUGAGGGUAUUAAUUAUGAAAUUAAUGGAAUGACAGUUGGUGACUACUUGCGAACUUUAUAUCAACAAGCAGGCUGUCUUCGAUAUUGGAUGGUUGUUCGUUACUGUAGUAGUUUAUUAAAUCAUACUGUCGAUAGUAUUAGCCCUUUCAUAACGGGUGUCCUUGUUAAGGGGAAGCAGAUUACAGUUGGAGUAAUUGGACAAGAAGAAACAGUCUUUGAUAAACCAAUGACACCUGCAGAAAUUCAGUCAGUUAUGUAUUCUACAAUUCAACCACAUAAUGUGGUACAAGCAGUACUUCAGCAAGAAGUUUUAUUGUAUUGUGGUAGACUGAUUGGAACAAAUCCAGAAAUGUUUAAAGGAAUAUUAAAAAUUCGUAUUGGGUGGGUGUUAGAAGCAAUAAAACUUUAUUUGCAAAUGUUUGUUAAAAACCCCAAACCCAUUGAAAAUUAUAGUCCUUUUGAAAUUCGCCGAUUUCUUAUUAAAGUAUUGACGGUUAAAAAUUGGGCUAAUGAUGAAAAACUUACAGUAUUAGGGCGUAGAAAAAUUGAAGGAUGCUUAUGCAGAGUACCUUCACAUUUUUAUAAUCAUGUUUGGGAAGUUUUGAUGCGUUGUCCAGGCGGUAUUUGCGUUAAUGGACAAGCAUUGCCACAACAACCUACUCUUUCUAAUAUGACCCGUUCAGAACUUACAUUUGCUUUACUUGUGGAAUCUUUGCUCCAUCAUAUACAAUUACCUGAGUAUCGUCAAAUUAUUGUAGAGUUACUUACCAUUGUGUCAACAAUUUUACUCAGAAAUCCAGAACUAAGUUUUCAGAAACAAUUGAAUCUUAAUAAACUUGUUGAAGACGCUUUCUUCAUGUUCUGUAAGGAUAAUAAUUUAGAAAAAACAGCUGAUCAAUCCUUAUUUUUCUCUACUCAUUAUUCAAUAACUACGGGAUACCUUGCCAGGGCUAUAGUCAAUAAUGUACUCACUGGAGGAUGUUUUGCAACUAUAAAUGACAUUAAUGAUGCAAUUGAAAAUAGUGAAACUUGUAAAAUUGCGUAAUAUAUAGUAGUUGUUUAUUAAAAUAGUGCAUUGUUUGUA